AUCAAAUUACAUUUCAUUAAUACGGAACAAUGAAGUACUAUUUCAUUUUUGUGGUGGCUUGUUGCCUUAUCCCUAGCAUUUUGAAUGCUCCAACACCGGGCAAAGGUAAAGGUAGUAAAGCUGCAGACAAAGGGAAACAUUUAGUUUCAAAAGCAGUGAAAACGGCAACACAGAUUGCAGAAAAUCCGCUUGUUGAAGCUGGGGCAGAUCUUGCAGUAGAUCCUGUAACACUUACGGCUGCCAAGGCUACUGUUAAAGGAGUAAAGAAGUUCCAUGAGACUGGAAACUUGGCCGAAGCAGGUCAAGCUGCCAUUGAAUCAGGCAUUGCUAGUUCUUCUGGUGUUGCUGAUGGGUUCAUAAAUGGAGCUGGUCUUGUCAAGGACAUUCAUGACGGAAAGGAUGUAAAAGCUUCAGUCUUACACCGAGGCAAACAAACGGUUAAAAAUCUUCCAGGUGGACAGGCGUUGACGCUUGGAAUCGAUGCAGGAAAAGACUUAUUAGAUGGAAAAAGCGCCCAACAGGUUAUUACGGAAAGCGGCAAAGAAGCUUUGAAACAAAAUGUUCCAGGUGUUGAUUUAGCGAAAAAAGUUAAAAUAUUGAGCCCAAAUACGUCUCUUGAGAAGAAAAGAAAAGAUGCAAAACUGCAAAGAACUUGUUCCAGUUUUCAUAAACAUUUCACAUCUUGUUUGGCCCCAGAAACCGAAAGUGAUCCAGAGGAUUGAAGCAACAUUGAUAGGUCGAAAAAUUGUCAUAAUGAAAUGACAUAUUCACAUUUAAAAUGUUUUUCUUAAUUAUUUAAUAGAAAUAUCUUGAAUGAAAAAAAAAAACAUAUUUUUCUAAUCAAAGAAUUAAUAAAAACUACUGGCCAAAGACAAAAA
This is a messenger RNA of Contarinia nasturtii (swede midge), 878 nucleotides long. RefSeq lists its product as uncharacterized. The transcript has 7 exons. The record is from RefSeq and is a predicted model, not a curated record. Lineage: Eukaryota; Metazoa; Arthropoda; Insecta; Diptera; Cecidomyiidae. Bases 30 to 722 code for a protein of 230 amino acids.